UGACGGCGCUUCCGGCUGGGGACGUGGCUCGGCGCCGCCAUCUUGUGGGGCCGCCCGAGGAGACGCGGAGCGCGAAGGGAGCGAGUGCGGAGCCCAGCACCGCCGCCAUGGUGCUGUUGGCAGCAGCUGUCUGCACAAAGGCGGGGAAGGCCAUAGUCUCCCGGCAGUUUGUGGAGAUGACUCGGACCCGCAUUGAGGGGUUGCUGGCUGCUUUCCCAAAGCUGAUGAAUACAGGGAAGCAGCACACCUUUGUGGAAACAGAGAGUGUGCGGUAUGUUUAUCAGCCAAUGGAGAAGCUGUACAUGGUACUGAUCACCACCAAGAACAGCAACAUCCUGGAAGACCUAGAAACACUCCGUCUCUUCUCUAGAGUGAUCCCUGAAUAUUGUCGAGCUCUGGAGGAGAAUGAGAUCUCCGAACACUGCUUUGACCUGAUUUUUGCCUUUGAUGAGAUUGUUGCUUUGGGCUACCGUGAGAACGUAAAUCUGGCACAAAUUCGGACCUUCACCGAGAUGGACUCCCAUGAAGAAAAGGUGUUUCGAGCAGUCAGAGAGACUCAGGAACGCGAAGCAAAAGCUGAGAUGCGCCGUAAAGCAAAGGAAUUGCAACAAGCCCGGAGGGACGCAGAGAGACAGGGCAAAAAGGCACCGGGCUUCGGUGGCUUUGGUAGCUCGGCCAUGUCUGGAGGCACAACAGCAGCAAUGAUCACAGAGACCAUCAUUGAAACGGAGAAGCCCAAAGUGGCACCAGCGCCUGCCAGGCCUUCAGGUCCCAGUAAAGCCUUGAAACUUGGUGCUAAGGGGAAGGAGGUGGACAACUUUGUGGACAAGCUGAAGCUGGAAGGAGAAAAUAUCAUGACUUCUGUAGGCAAGCGCACUACGGAAGCAGCCAAAGUUCUUGCUCCUCCUGUUAACAUGGAGAGUGUGCACAUGAAAAUAGAGGAGAAAAUUUCCUUGACCUGCGGCCGUGACGGAGGGUUGCAGAACAUGGAGCUGCAUGGCAUGAUCAUGCUGCACGUUUCUGAUGAAAAGUUUGCAAGGAUUCGCCUGCAUGUAGAAAAUGAAGACAAGAGGGGAGUGCAGCUGCAGACUCACCCGAAUGUGGACAAGAAGCUCUUCACUGCAGAAUCACAGAUUGGUUUGAAGAACCCAGAGAAGUCAUUCCCUAUUAACAGUGAUGUGGGUGUGCUGAAGUGGAGGUUGCAGACCACGGAAGAGUCCUUCAUUCCAUUGACAAUUAACUGCUGGCCAUCAGAAAGCGGGAACAGUUGUGAUGUUAACAUUGAAUACGAGUUGCAAGAGGAGAGCCUAGAGCUGAACGAUGUGAUUAUCACCAUCCCCUUGCCGUCUGGUGUCGGCGCCCCAGUGAUUGGGGAAAUUGAUGGUGAGUAUCGCCACGACAGCCGGCGGAAUCUCCUCGAGUGGUGCCUGCCAGUGAUCGAUGCCAAAAACAAGAGUGGCAGCCUGGAAUUCAGCAUAGCAGGGCAGCCAAGUGACUUCUUCCCAGUGCAAGUCUCCUUCAUCUCCAAAAAGAGCUAUUGCAACAUACAGGUUACCAAAGUGACCCAGGUAGAUGGGAACAGCCCUGUAAGGUUUUCUACUGAAACCACCUUCCUGGUGGACAAGUACGAAAUCCUGUAAUGCCAGCUAUGGGGAAUCGCAAUGGAAGAAAUUUUUAAAUUAAAAAUAAAAAAAGAGGCCGAAGUUUAUUCUGAAUGUUGGGAACGCCGCAGCCCCUCUCUGCUAAGACACAUGGCUCUGUCUGCCAUCUGCAGCAUUCCUGGGUCACAGACAUUUUUGGCAGGGAAUUGACAUGCUUAUGGGGGGAAAGGCUACAAAUUUCUUUGGCAGAUUUCUACCGGCCGGCAGAAAAGCAAGAUCUCCACAGAGAACCUGGCUUUGUCAUGUCCCCUUCUCCCCUGAUGGCGACCCGAGCUCAGUUCCAGAGCCUACCAGACAUCGUUCUCUUCCCUCCUGAAGUGUCACACACUGUUCCGUUGUUGGUGCUGCCAUUUAAAUUUCAUCUCGGCCUUCAACUCUAGUUCCCGUUGAUGAAAGCAGGCAUCAAGAUAAUGUGUGUGGGGGCGCCUCACUUCUCUGGACCCUUCUGUCUGGUAGAAGCAGAGCGAGUUGGCCUCAGUUUCAAAGAUGGGGGGUUGUGGGAUGGGGAAGGGGGCAUUUGGGGCUUGGAUCCUUUUGCUCCAUGUGGUUACUGCUCUCUCCCCAGCCCUGCUGUUCAGUGACAGCCCUACCCCUGGACUUGCCUCUCUGCCUCAGGGAGGGCUCUGAGGUAGCGCAGGCUGCAGCUCCGGAUGCUUUAGUUCCUGCUGCAGGGGGAAGUGUCCAGAAGGCACUGUCCUGUGCACUGGCUCGUUGUCUGCUGCAGCUACUCUUGAGCCGGGCUUUGGAGGCAGCUUAAUUAAGUUGGAACCAGCUGUGUGUCCUUCCUGGGGCCCUUUUGGUGUCUUGGGAAGUUGAAGGCUUGGCCUGCCUCAGUGCAAGGAGCCACGGAGACCAGGUGACUCAGCCUGUGUGCCAGGACCUGUCCCAAACUAGUGUUUUUUCUCAGCGCUUGCAGAUGGAGGAGAAGGUGAUGCUGGUUUCCAGAGAAUGUGGGGGCUGAUCCCAGUGGGAGCAGCACUCCAGCAUGGUGUCUGCCCUCCCAGUGACAUUGUUCUGCCUGUUCCCCUGCCAGCAUUAGUUGCCUCAUCUCACAGACCUGUGCUCGCCUCGAAACUCAUCUCACCUGCUUGAAUUGGAGCCUGUCACUGACAACCUGGCUGGCCACCAGCAAGGGCUGCAGGGAGGCCACGCCAGCUGCGGCCGUAGGUCCUGAGCAUGCAGAUGGAAAGCAAAUCCCUGAAAAGCAAGUUGUAUUCUGCUCCCGUGGGGUCCUCUGCCAAAGAAGUUUGUGGUCUCUCCUCUGCCAGCAGCACUCAAGAGGAAAUCAACCCUGAUCCCUGGCCAGGGAGGAGUGGGGAGAGCAGAUCCUGGUCCGUAGCAAAGUAGGUGAUGGAUCCCAUUAACUUGGUCAUGUUGGAGAGUCGCUUGUCUGUCUGAUUUUUUUU
Falco peregrinus (peregrine falcon) is the source of this 3067-nucleotide messenger RNA. It is a transcript of the gene ARCN1, whose product is annotated as archain 1. Gene Ontology annotation, cellular component: COPI vesicle coat; cytosol. Lineage: Eukaryota; Metazoa; Chordata; Aves; Falconiformes; Falconidae. The transcript is spliced from 10 exons. Gene Ontology annotation, biological process: retrograde vesicle-mediated transport, Golgi to endoplasmic reticulum; endoplasmic reticulum to Golgi vesicle-mediated transport; Golgi localization. The record is from RefSeq and is a predicted model, not a curated record. The coding region runs from base 108 to 1640 and encodes 510 amino acids.